Mytilus californianus (California mussel) is the source of this 2140-nucleotide messenger RNA. RefSeq names its product integumentary mucin C.1-like. The record is from RefSeq and is a predicted model, not a curated record. Bases 89 to 1126 code for a protein of 345 amino acids. The transcript has 7 exons. NCBI's taxonomy places the organism in Eukaryota, Metazoa, Mollusca, Bivalvia, Mytilida, Mytilidae.
AAGUUUAUAUUUCAAACGCGUUUGCGAAAAAUAGUCGGACAUGUUUGGGCGAUAAGUGAUUUAAAAAACACCUGUGAGCUUAGUGGAAAUGUUUUGGCGAUAUGGACACACGUGUGAGGCUGUUAGUUAUAUAAAAUCUGGACAGAUGUACGAUCCAGACACCCAGUGUAGGCAUAUUUAUGGAAACAGUUCAGAACUAUGCAGGGGAUUGUAUAAAGGAAAUUUUGCAUCUAUAUGUGGAAAAUUGUACUGUAAAGAUCCAUCUAAUCCAAAGUCCUGUAACGCAAUAGUAGCUGAGGAAGGUACUCAGUGUGGCAACAAAAAGUGGUGUGUCGACGGAGCAUGCACUUUCGAUGCGAAAGCACCAACAGGCAUUGAUAAUUGUUUGUUCGGCGAUAAAAAAGGUAAAGUGUUCAGUAGUGGUUGGUCAUGUGCGGACAUGAUGCGAUUGGCUCCUUAUAAUUGUCCAGCCGUACCAACAGAGUGUUGUGCAUCAUGUGCACCUCCAACAACAACUACUUCCUCUUCCACUACAAGCACAACACCGACGACAAUAAUAACCCCAACAACAAGUAUGUCAUUGACAACGACCACAAUACCUACAACGACCACAAUAGCUACAACAACCACAACACCUACAACGACCACAACACCUACAACGACCAAAAUAACCCAAACAACAUUACCUACAACAACAAUUGCAACAAAAACUACGCAAAUGUCGACAACCACUACAACAAGUAGACCGUCAACAACAUCGAAAACCACGACGACAAAGGCGGCCUCCUCGAAAAACAGUCCGACAUUAAAGAUAAAUACUUCAUACCAUACUGCAAGACAUCCUAGUACAACAUUGUUAUUAACAACCAACACAACGAGGAUUUUAAAAGAUUCAAGGCAACAUGAUACAGUUCUGAUAGCAGUAGGAGUAGGUGCUGUGGUUCUGAUAUCUGUAGUCCUUAUUUGUAUCGUAGUUUGCCGGAAAAAAUUACGGAGGGCAAAAGUUGAAGAUGUAGAGGCCAAGAAGCAAUACAGCAAAAGAACUAGAGUUACAGGAAACGUGAAUCAUACAAUGGCGCCAGGAAAUAGUAAAAGAAUUGAAACGACAAUGAAAAUGCGUUACUGAUCAGCUACUAAAAACGCUUCUACAUCAUUACAUUUCAGAUUAUUUGACAGUUUUGUCAAAAUUUAUAUGCAAAUACAAUAGCAUGUGUUUCAUGAAUAUGCACAUCAUAUACAUAUAUUCAUAUUCACUUAUAUUCACUUUAUACAUGUUAUGAGUGCGUGCACCUUACGAGUGUUAUGUGAAACAGCUUCCCGCUCUGUAUCAAACAGGAAACAAGAACAAAUUGUUCUUGAAUAUUUAUAGAAGGUGUAAUGAACAAUAUAUGUUAAUCGCGAAUUUGUUUGUAAUAGCCGCUUAUUGCAGUCUAAUGUCGUGUGCACAUUUGUUUUACAUCUAUUCAUACAAUAAUAUUUGAUGUUUUGCACCUCAAUUUAUUGACAGUGAAGAAAUGUGAUGCAGCCCGUAAAGACACUAAAACGAAAUAAUAUCCAGAUGUUUUUUCUGUACGAUCAAGAAAACCAUUUUGUUAUAUGUUUAUACAUGUAUAUUCUAGGGAAACUUAGUUAAACUGAACAAAUAUACGUUGACAGUUUAGAAAUUGUACAUUUUUUUCUUCACAAAUAGACUUUUUUCCUUUCAAAUAAUUAAACAGUUCUGGGUCAAAUAUCUAGAAAAGAUUAAGUAAAAAAGGGAUAUAUAACGGUAAAAAAAAUCAUAUACUUCUCUUUCUGAUAAAUUUCUGCAUUUUGAAUAUGUAUAUACAAAGUGCAGGAAAACAUUAGACAUAUCAGGUGAUGGUACAACCGCAUGACCAACUGUACUCAUUUAUCGAAACAGUAGCAGGAAAACUAAAUACUAUCAAGAAGUUUUGAGAACAAUAUGUAUGAGGCAAGUAUCAUGAUAGACUAAAAUAAAUUUCCCCAUUAAUCGACAGGAAGUUGCACAAGCAGCUGUAACGGGUACAAACAUGGCUGUAAAAACAAAGGAGAUGUUGUAGUUUCCCACCUUUGAAAAAUAUUGCAGAGUAGAAUGAACAUUUGGUGACAAGGAGAGGUCAAUGUUUCAAAUGUUCAA